UGGAGACAGCCUUUGCCUGGCACCAGAUGAGCUCCAGAGGCCGGCAGUGAGAGGGGGCGAUACUGACCAGACGCAGCACCGGCGGGGCCAUGGCUGGACGCCAGAAGGAGAAGGUGAUCAGAGACGAGGUCCACCAGAACCAGAUCCUGCGAGAACUGUACCUCAAAGAGCUACGAACCCAGAUACUCUACACUCAGUAUCACGUGAAUCCACUCCGCAAGGUUCAUACAAUCGCCAGAAAGCCCAUGUCUUGGCAUGACAACCUGGAGGAACCUGAAGAUGCCAGGUUUCUAAAUCUCAUUCACCACGCCGCCCAGGGACCAAGGAAGAAGUACCCGGAGACGCAGACUGAAAGCCAAGAGAUUGGAUGGGACUCAGAGCCCUUGGUGGUCUCAGGCAUGUACGUCCCUUACAUCUACAAAUCUUGUCCCUUUCUCUGGAAAACGGCAACGACAGGAACGGUACUCACAUUAACCGGAAGCACCCCGAAGUGCGAGCCGCCCGGGAAAUGGGGUCUUCAGCACACGUCUCCUUGCAUGACCGAGGGCUUCUGUGCCUGAGGAAGGAAAGCAUGAGUUUGAACAAACAACUUGAACAGCGUCCCAGCACACUUGUCUUUUAACUCAGAUUAUGUCUUUCCUCACACAGAGGGUUUUUAAUUGGGGGAGGGGGCGGGCAUACCCAUGGCCUUUGGAAGUUCCAGGGCCAGGGGUCAAACCCACACCACAGCCGGGACCUGCGCCACCGCUGUGGCAACGCUGCAUGAACCCGCUGUGCCACCGGGAACGUCCAGAUUUUAAUUUUUAAGUAGUCGAAAGCACCGGUCUUUUCCAUUAUGAUUUCGUACCUUGCUUCAGAAAAGCUUCAACAUCCAGAGUUACAGAACAACCAACUGCGCUUCUAUAUAUCCUCCUACGUUGCGGUCGUCAACAUUUGGCUUCGAGUCGGUCUGUCUAUUUCGUGGAAGAUGUGAGGUUGGGGACGCCGCUCCUCGGCUAUGUCAGAACGUCCUUCCUUACCCCGAAGUCACCAAGGUCUUAAAAAAAGCAAUAAUAGGAGCUCCCGUGUGGUUUCACUGGUUAAGGAUCCAGAACUGUCAAAGCAGGAACUUCCA
This is a messenger RNA of Sus scrofa (pig), 1114 nucleotides long. It is a transcript of the gene CFAP144, whose product is annotated as cilia and flagella associated protein 144. Gene Ontology annotation, cellular component: ciliary base. NCBI's taxonomy places the organism in Eukaryota, Metazoa, Chordata, Mammalia, Artiodactyla, Suidae. The record is from RefSeq and is a predicted model, not a curated record.